AGUCAGUUAAAUUAGAACAAGUUUUUUCUGCUUUGAGUGUUUCAGAGUUGGACAUGUGUCUUACUGAGGUGGCUAACUAUGAUGCGUGCAGUUUAUCAAAGCAACAAACAAACAAUCGGAAAAUCCCCGUUACUGAGGUGGCUAACCAUGAUGCGUGCAGUUUAUCAAAGCAACAAACAAACAAUCGGAAAAUCCCCGUUACUGAGGUGGCUAACUAUGAUGCGUGCAGUUUAUCAAAGCAACAAACAAACAAUCGGAAAAUCCCCGUUACUGAGGUGGCUAACCAUGAUGCGUGCAGUUUAUCAAAGCAACAAUCAAACAAUCGGAAAAUUCCUGUCGUAUCAAUUCCUAGAUAUGGUCGUAACUAUACUAAAUGCACUGGGCAUAAUAAACACAACAUUAUUAAUAUUGCUACUACGGAUAAUUUGAUCAAAAAUUCCCUGAAACAGCCCACUACCUAUAAUAUAGGUUUUUUAAACAUAAGAUCAUUGUCUCCUAAAACGUUGUUAGUUAAUGAUAUUAUCAGAGACAACAAUCUUAACGUCAUCGGUCUCAGCGAAACCUGGCUUAAACCAAACGACUUUUUUGCGCUAAAUGAGGCAUGUCCUCCUAACUUUACACAUGCGCAUAUUGCCCGUCCGCUUAAAAGGGGUGGGGGGGUCGCACUAAUAUACAACGAAAACUUUAACCUUAGUCCUAACAUAAAUAAUAAAUAUAAAUCGUUUGAGGUGCUUACUAUGAGGUCUGUCACACCGCUGCCUCUACACCUGGCUGUUAUCUACCGCCCCCCAGGGCCCUAUUCGGACUUUAUUAAUGAAUUCUCAGAGUUCGUUGCUGAUCUAGUGACACACGCCGAUAAUAUAAUCAUAAUGGGGGACUUUAAUAUCCAUAUGAAUACCCCAUCGGACCCACCGUGCGUAGCGCUCCAGACUGUAAUUGAUAGCUGUGGUCUCACACAAAUAAUAAAUGAACCCACGCAUCGCAACGGUAAUACAAUAGACCUAGUGCUUGUCAGGGGCAUCACCGUUUCCAAAGUUACGAUACUCCCGUAUACUAAAGUAUUGUCCGAUCAUUACCUUAUAAAAUUCGAGGUUCAGACGCAUGUUCGUCAAACUAAUAAUAAUAAUAACUGCUAUAGCAGCCGCAACAUUAAUACAGCCACAACGACAACUCUUGCUGACCUACUGCCCUCGGUAAUGGCACCAUUCCCAAAGUAUGUGGGCUUUAUUGAUAACCUCACUAACAACUUUAACGACGCCCUGCGCGAAACCAUUGAUAACAUAGCACCGCUAAAGUUAAAAAAGGCUCCAAAAAAGCGCACCCCGUGGUUUACAGAAGAAACUAGAGCUCAGAAAUUAUUAUGUAGAAAGCUGGAACGCAAAUGGCGCACGACUAAACUUGAGGUGCACCAUCAAGCAUGGAGUGAUGGUUUAAUAACUUAUAAACGCAUGCUUACCUUAGCUAAAGCUAAAUAUUACUCAAAUCUCAUCCACCGUAAUAAAAACGAUCCUAAAUUUUUGUUUAGUACGGUAGCAUCGCUAACCCAACAAGGGACUCCUUCCAGUAGCUCAACCCACUCAGCUGAUGACUUUAUGCAAUUCUUUAGUAAGAAAAUUGAAGUCAUUAGAAAGGAGAUUAAAGACAAUGCGUCCCAGCUACAACGGAGUUCUAUUAACUGACACGAUUGUAUAUACGGCGGAUACUGCCCUCCAAAAUAGUUUCUCUCGUUUUGAGGAAAUAACAUUAGAGGAAUUGUUACAACGUGUAAAUGGAAUAAAACAGACAACAUGUUUACUUGACCCUCUUCCUGGGAAACUGAUCAAGGAGCUCUUUGUAUU
Messenger RNA from Nerophis ophidion (straightnose pipefish), 1838 nucleotides. RefSeq lists its product as uncharacterized. NCBI's taxonomy places the organism in Eukaryota, Metazoa, Chordata, Actinopteri, Syngnathiformes, Syngnathidae. The transcript has a single exon. Gene Ontology annotation, molecular function: catalytic activity. Bases 54 to 1679 code for a protein of 541 amino acids. The record is from RefSeq and is a predicted model, not a curated record.